GCUGUGUCCAGGGAGGCUCUGGGCUGCGUCCGUGUGUCUACUGGGUGGUCCGUGUGUCCAGCACUGCCCAGCGAGUCUCAGGGCCCUGUCCGUGUGUCCAGCACUGCCCAGUGCUGUGUCCAGGCAUUCGCAGGGCCCUGUCCGUGUGUCCAGCACUGACCUGCGCUGUGUCCAGAGAGUUUCGAGGCCCUGUCCGUGUGUCCAUCCAUGUCCAGCCCCAACCCCUCCUACAUCCAUCCCCAUCCCCACAUCCAUCACCCCCGCGCGUCCGGCACUGCCCCUCCCCUCUCCCCUCCGGCCGCGCUGACCGCCGCGUGUCCCCGCAGGGAGGAGAAGCCCGAGGAGAACCUGCAGCGUCCGGCCAAGGCCAAGAAGCCCAAGAAGGAGCGCAAGGAGCCGGAGCCGGCGCAGCCCACGGCCGAGCCCGCCGAGGCCGGCAAGGCCGAGAGCUCAGAGGGGGCCGGAGCCGCUCCGGCCGCCCCGGAGGCGUCGGCGUCGCCGAAGCAGCGCCGGUCAAUCAUCCGCGACCGCGGGCCCAUGUACGACGACCCCACGCUGCCCGAGGGCUGGACGCGCAAGCUCAAGCAGCGCAAGUCCGGCCGCUCGGCCGGCAAGUACGACGUCUACCUGAUCAACCCGCAGGGAAAAGCCUUCCGCUCCAAGGUGGAGCUGAUCGCCUACUUCGAGAAGGUGGGGGACACCUCGCUGGACCCCAACGACUUCGACUUCACGGUGACCGGCCGGGGCAGCCCCUCGCGCCGCGAGCAGCGCCCGCCCAAGAAGCCCAAAUCGCCCAAAGGCCCCGGCACCGGCCGCGGCCGGGGGAGGCCAAAGGGCAGCGGCGGCGGCGGCGGCAGCGCCCGGCCCAAAGCGGCGGCGGCCGUGUCCGAGGGGGGCUCCGCGGCCAAACGGGCGCUGGAGAAGCCCCCCGGGAAGCUGCUGGUCAAGAUGCCCUUCGCCCCCGGCCAGCCGGGCCCCGCCGCCCCUCCGGCCCCGCGGCGGCCGGGCCGUAAGCGCCGGGCCGAGCCGGACAGUCCGGCCGUGCCCAAGAAACGCGGCCGCAAACCGGCGGGGGCGGCGGGGCCGGGGGGGCCGGGCGGCCCCGACAAGAAGGCGGCCGCACCUCCGGCCGUGCAGGAGACCGUGCUGCCCAUCAAGAAGAGGAAGACGAGGGAGACGGUGGUGGUGGAACCGGUCAGCGCCGCGGCCGCCGCCACG
Messenger RNA from Malurus melanocephalus (red-backed fairy wren), 1218 nucleotides. It is a transcript of the gene MECP2, whose product is annotated as methyl-CpG binding protein 2. Gene Ontology annotation, cellular component: nucleus; heterochromatin. The record is from RefSeq and is a predicted model, not a curated record. The annotation marks the transcript as partial. NCBI's taxonomy places the organism in Eukaryota, Metazoa, Chordata, Aves, Passeriformes, Maluridae. The transcript is spliced from 2 exons. Gene Ontology annotation, biological process: negative regulation of transcription by RNA polymerase II. Gene Ontology annotation, molecular function: methyl-CpG binding; double-stranded methylated DNA binding; chromatin binding.